Parasteatoda tepidariorum (common house spider) is the source of this 986-nucleotide messenger RNA. Lineage: Eukaryota; Metazoa; Arthropoda; Arachnida; Araneae; Theridiidae. The record is from RefSeq and is a predicted model, not a curated record.
ACACGUUCUCUGAAGUACACUAUCUCCCCCUGUGCGCUAUAUUUUAUUAUUCCAUAGUUGGUUGUUAUCACUAGCAGAGGUGAAAGUGAAUUAAGUAUUAUAUAAAAUGGCUGAAAGCGCACCAGUAAAUAUGACGAAAUUAGUGUGCCCGUUUUAUUUAAAUUCUUCCUGCCAAGAAGGUGAUCGGUACAAUUAUACACACGACGGGUCAUGUAGAUCUCGUGAAAAUAUCGCCGGUCGUUUUUCCUUGAAAGGCAUUUGCAUGUUUGGUGAUAACUGUUGGUAUUCUCAUCCAAACACUAAAGAGGAUGUUCAUUAUAUAUCUCAAUCUAGUAAUGAAGAGCAGAAUACUGGUCCUACCCAUCAACGGACAAGGGGUCUGGAUAUUUUUCCCGCCACGAGAAGUCUUCAAAAUUUCAACACCAGUUUAAAUGGUGAGGCAUCUCUUUGUGGUGAAUCAGAUUUACGCGAAUGGACAAAUGCACCUGAAUUCGUGCCGGCAAACAACAAAUAUUUAGCCACUUCUACGAAAUCAAAUGACAGUGGUGAUAGUUCACAAAAUGAGCAGACUUCUGAAUCAUCAGCUAAACUGGAUAUGGAAUUCUGCCCGCAUUUCUUUGAUGGUGUUUGUCCAUUCGACGAUUGCCCAUGCAUCCACGGAGAGUUAUGUGAACUGUGUCAAAGAUAUUGCUUGGAUCCUUUUGAUGAAAAGCAACGAGGUCUUCAUAUUGCAGUCUGUAGGCAUGAGAGAGAAACGGAUAUUCGACGUGAUUUGUCAUGUGGUAUAUAUUUGGAUAUCGUAAUGGAAAAAGAUCGAGUUGCAGACCGUCGGUUUGGUAUUCUUGAGAAUUGCAAUCACGUGUUUUGUUUAUCCUGCAUUAUUAAGUGGAGAAAAGUGCGAAAUUCUCAUGAAGAAGAUUUAAUAGAUCCUUCUGUUACUCGUGCUUGUCCCGAAUGUAGAGUACCGUCUAGAUUUUACAUAACCA